AUGCUCGACGAUGCCGUCGGACGCAAGGAAGAAGCGCCUAUGAUGUUGGGGACUCCUCAUAAAGGAAUUGAAAUGUCCUCCGAAGAGUGCUCUCGCAACGAGAGUUACGAUUUCGUCCGCUACGCUGUGAUCGUCUAUAUCGGGACUCCGAUCGCACUUGCUGGUGUUGUCUGUAAUUGCAUAUUACUGCGAUUAUUCUCGAGAUGUCAUUCGAGAAGGUCAUCCACGCUGUAUCUACUUGUGCUGGCUCUUCUUGAUCUCCUCAUGGAUCUACUGUACAUCCCUUUCUUUACGGUGGAUGCGUUGGCAAUCUAUCAUCAGAAUGAAUUCCUCUAUCAUUUUUGGCACGUCUACGCAAUGCUUGUCUUCGGCACUAGCCGAAUGGUACAAUUUGCGUCCACUUACAUGAUUCUAUGUGCUACAAUGGAACGAUUCAUUGUCGUCGCUGAGAUACAUUCGUUGGAAUCUUUAGUGACUGAAAAUGGCCGAUAUCUUACCAUUGGCGUAGUGCUUCUGGGAGUGAUUGGUCUACGUCUCCCGGCUUUCUUCGAAUAUGUGAUCGCAUUCCGGCCAGAAUGUCCCAUUUAUAUGAGUUACGACUACGUCCCAAAAUUGGCUGGCUGGGAACAUUAUCAAAUAUUUAAUUUCUAUGUGAUGACGGUUCUGCAUAUUUUCGUUCCAUUUGCAAUACUCUUAGUGCUGAAUAUUUCUAUUGUUGUGCUGACAAAACGAAAAGUUCAUGGAAUUAAUUGGGCGGUGACGGCAUUUAUUGGGCUUCCAAAAGUAUCGGAGUUGGUACGAAAAGAAACUAUGGAAUCGUCCAGAAAACGUCGUGACGAAGUUCGAUGUGCGACACGUACAAUGGUCUCCAUAACAACCACUUACCUCUGUUGCUCAUCAUUAUCGUUAUUUAUUUCUGUGAUGGAAAAUGUAUUCCCGGAAAACUCAUUGUUAUUUAAUGAGGACGGCAGUAGCACUCGUUUCUAUACGUUGGCAAGCGAUGCCGUCAGUAUUUUGGUAGCCGUGAACAGCCUUCUACGACUGUUUGUUUAUAUGAUUUGCAGUCCAAAUCUGAGGGAACAACUCUUCAACGAAUUUCCGAUUUUCAAUUGUUGUCAUAAGAAGAAAAAGUUGGAGGAAAACGACGAAAAAGUCUUCACAUACCAGCAAACAUUGCUCCUCGCCAAUCCAGCAAUGCUAUAG
This is a messenger RNA of Necator americanus (New World hookworm), 1203 nucleotides long. RefSeq lists its product as uncharacterized. Gene Ontology annotation, cellular component: membrane. Lineage: Eukaryota; Metazoa; Nematoda; Chromadorea; Rhabditida; Ancylostomatidae. Gene Ontology annotation, molecular function: G protein-coupled receptor activity. The transcript has 12 exons. The record is from RefSeq and is a predicted model, not a curated record. Bases 1 to 1203 code for a protein of 400 amino acids. Gene Ontology annotation, biological process: G protein-coupled receptor signaling pathway.